AUCAUCACGAACCCCCCAAGGCCCGGAACAAGUGACCUGCGCUGCACCGACGACUUGAAAUCUAUCGAUUGAGAUCCUCGUUAGUGAACGAAUUCUUCUCCGCCUGAAUCUGAGGUUCAGCAGCCGCCGUCAUGUUCAGGAACAACUACGACAACGACUCGGUCACAUUCUCCCCGCAAGGGCGGAUAUUCCAGGUCGAGUAUGCGGCCGAGGCAGUCAAACAGGGCUCAGUGGUGGUGGGCAUCGCAAGCAAGACACAUGCGGUGCUGGUAGCAAUCAAGCGCAACGCCGAAGAACUCUCGUCCUACCAAAAGAAACUGUUCCCCAUCGACGAGCACGUCGGCAUCGCCAUCGCGGGGCUCACGUCGGACGCGCGGGUCCUCUCCAACUUCAUGAAGCAGCAGUGCCUGGGCCACCGGCUGACUUACGGGCGCAACAUACCGGUGCGGACGCUGGUGGAGAUGAUCGGGUCCAAGGCGCAGAUCAACACGCAGCACUACGGCAAGCGGCCGUACGGCGUCGGCCUGCUGGUGGCCGGCGUCGACGACCACGGCCCGCACCUGUUCGAGUUCCAGCCGAGCGGCAUGACCGAGGAGAUGAUCGCCUUCGCGAUCGGCGCCCGCUCGCAGAUGGCGCGCACCUACCUGGAGAAGAACGUCGCCAAGUUCGCCGACUGCGACCGCGAGGAGCUGAUCCGCCACGGCCUGCGCGCGCUCAAGGAGAGUCUGGUGCAGGACCGCGAGCUGACGGUGGACAACACGAGCGUGGGUGUCGCGGGCUCCGUCAAGGCCGACGACGGCAGCGUCAAGGUGGAGCCGUUUAAGGUCUAUGACGGCCAAGACGUGGCGGCCUGGAUAGAGAGCGUGGCGGAUGACAAGGAGGGCGGUGCCAGCGCGGGCGAGGGUGAAGGUGAAGGCAUGGAAGUCGAUUCAUAGGCGCGCGCUCCUGUGGUGGCAGGAAUAUGUUGGCUCUGCUGGGAGGUCUGCUGCCACCGCGCCGAAACAAUGUACAACAAACUAGAAUCGUGCCACGAAGAACGAUUAGGCUCAUGGCAGCAUGUUUGCUGGAGCCAUGGUUGAGCCGUCAUGGCAGAUGGUAUUUGGGGUUGAUGCAUGAACGCAUGGCAUCCUUGUUUUUUUUUCUUUUUCCUUUUGGCCCGCUCUAUCCGUGACCGAAAACAACGGGUAUCGUCUAGUCUAUUCCUUGCCCCAAGACAACUUGAAUACCGCCUCCGAGACCUUGUAUUCCCUCAGCGCUUUGAUGGCUUCGUCGGCUGUUUUGGCCUCGACCAAGAUCCACUUGUUGGCCUCAUGUAUGAAGCCUUCCUCGACGCUCUUAUUGAUCCACGACAGGAUCCCGUCGUAGAAGCCAUUGAUGUUCAGCACGCAGAUUCCCUUGUCGUGAAUGCCCAACUGGUUCCAUGUCGCCGUCUCGAACAGCUCCUCGAUGGUGCCGUACCCGCCGCUCAACGCGAUGAAGCCGCUGCCUGGCCCGCCUUCGAGCACCUCCUGCGCCAUCAUGCGCUUGCGCGUGUGCAUGUCCUUGACGAUGGUCGUACGCCCGAACACCGACUCCUCGGGCACCGCCAGGUGCGUACCGGUCUCCCCGUUUAGCUGCUUCGACGUGUACGUCGGGUCCCUCUCGUACCGCACGAGCGCCUCGGGGAUGAUGCCGUGCACCGCGUCCGGCCCCGACAGAGCUACGAGCGUCUUGGCGACUUC
Messenger RNA from Thermothielavioides terrestris NRRL 8126, 1721 nucleotides. RefSeq lists its product as uncharacterized. The record is from RefSeq and is a predicted model, not a curated record. Gene Ontology annotation, cellular component: nucleus; proteasome core complex; proteasome core complex, alpha-subunit complex. The transcript has 3 exons. NCBI's taxonomy places the organism in Eukaryota, Fungi, Ascomycota, Sordariomycetes, Sordariales, Chaetomiaceae. The coding region runs from base 132 to 935 and encodes 267 amino acids. Gene Ontology annotation, biological process: ubiquitin-dependent protein catabolic process.